UAUAAGAAUAAGACUAUAAGUCCUUACAACUCUGCUCAAUAGCCCUGAAAACUUAAGCUGAAGAUAACACGAGUUUCCAAAAAAUGGCUUCAUCAUCUGCUUAUACUAACUUUGUAAUCUCACAAAACAAGAAAACUCUCAUAUCUUUUGGUUAUUCCUCAAUACUUCAAAAUAAUCCACUUUUACCUUUUAUCCCUAACUCACUUUCUCUCUCCUCUAAUUUACCCCUGCUUUUAUCGAACAGUAAACUUACUGUUUGUUCAAUUGCUAAGAUAAUCCCACCACAAGUUGAGCUUGAUCAACAAAGUAGCAGUAAUUUGACUCCAUCUUCUCCUAAUUCCAGUUGGUCAGAAUUUGCUGACAAAGUCUCAGGAGAAUGGGAUGGAUUUGAAGCAGAAUUUACAACUGAAGGGAAACCUGUUGAACUUCCUGAAUCAGUAGUUCCUGAAGCAUAUAGAGAAUGGGAAGUUAAAGUCUUCGAUUGGCAAACUCAGUGUCCUACAAUAGCCGACCCACAAAACACCCUUCUUUCCUACCGGUCUAUAAAAUUACUUCCCACUGUAGGAUGUGAGGCCGAUGCUGCAACAAUCUAUAGCAGCGAUAAGAGAAACAUAGGAGGCGAAGAAAGCAAUAGUCUCUCAGCCUUUGCAUUUCAGAACACUGGUUGUUAUGUAGCGCUAUGGUCAGCUAAGGAGAAUGAAGUGUAUAAAGUGUUGGAGUUGGAGCACUGUUUGAUUGAUCCUCGCGAUAAGGAGUCCAGAGUUAGGGUGAUUCAGAAGCUUCGUCUGGAAGAUUCAAAGUUGAAAUUACAGAACAUUAGAGUGUUUUGUGAGUUGUGGUAUGGACCAUUUAGGAACGGAGAUCAGUUGGGUGGCUGUGCCAUACGUGAUUCUGCAUUUGCGAGUACACCUGCUCUGAAUGCUUCUGAUGUUACAGGUGUUUGGCAGAGCGAAGAUGGUGUGGCUAGCUAUCAAAGUUCACAUAAUGAUCAAUUACAAGAGCUUGUAGGGAGUAGUACACAGAAUAUUGUAAGGAAUGAGCAUGAUAUGAUUAUGUUGCCGCGACAAUUAUGGUGCUCGCUCAAGGAAAGUGGCAACGGUGAAACUUGUGGAGAGGUAGGAUGGUUACUAGAUCCCGGAUUAGCUAUUUCUUCAAGAUGCAUUUUCUCAAGUGAUGGCAAGCUGAAGGAGGUAAGAGUAGGACGUGAGACUUCAGCUAUGAUUUGAAUUGGGCAUAUCACAUAGUAGUAUAUGAAUACUUUUCUAUGAUUCUACACUUCAUGCUUCCCAAAAGCAUUUUUUGUUCAUGAUAGCAUAUAUUUACACAAAGUACAACAUCUAUAAACCCUUUGAGCAACAAGUAGCCGCAUCCCGGGGCCUGCCCUUAGCUUU
Molecule: messenger RNA, 1391 nt
Organism: Beta vulgaris subsp. vulgaris (sugar beet)
Lineage: Eukaryota; Viridiplantae; Streptophyta; Magnoliopsida; Caryophyllales; Amaranthaceae
Exons: 4
Coding region: 84-1226 (380 amino acids)
Source: RefSeq, a predicted model, not a curated record